Tripterygium wilfordii is the source of this 2767-nucleotide messenger RNA. RefSeq names its product probable potassium transporter 13. The transcript has 9 exons. Gene Ontology annotation, cellular component: membrane. The coding region runs from base 125 to 2350 and encodes 741 amino acids. Gene Ontology annotation, molecular function: potassium ion transmembrane transporter activity. Gene Ontology annotation, biological process: potassium ion transmembrane transport. Lineage: Eukaryota; Viridiplantae; Streptophyta; Magnoliopsida; Celastrales; Celastraceae. The record is from RefSeq and is a predicted model, not a curated record.
UCUCUUUUCACGAUUUCUUCUCUCUGAGUCAUUCCCUGUAAUGGCGGACUACUAGGAAUAAGAUCUCUUCAACCCCUAACUUUAAUCGAACUAGGGUUUCCAGCAACAAUUCAUAGCAAAACGAAUGGAUCCGGAAUCUGUGUCCGGGUCUGGGGAAUCUCGUCUGAAGUGGUAUAAGACAACCCUUUGUCUGGCAUACCAGAGUUUGGGUGUUGUAUAUGGUGAUCUAAGCACGUCGCCAAUCUAUGUUUACACGAGUACAUUCUCCGGGAGGUUGAGUCUUCACGAGGAAGAUGAUGAAAUUCUUGGGGUCCUUUCAUUGGUUUUCUGGACUUUGACUUUAAUACCUCUCUUUAAAUACAUAAUAUUUGUACUGGGAGCAGAUGAUAACGGCGAAGGUGGAACUUUUGCUUUGUAUUCAUUGCUUUGUCGGCGUGCAAAGUUGGGCCUUUUGACUGCUUCCUGUGUACCAGAUGAUGACUCUUGUGCUCAAGACCCUGGACCAUCUGUCGAGGAUACAAGAACCAGCUCUCUUUUAAAGGAGUUUUUUGAUAAGCAUCAAAGUUCUAGAAUCCUAUUGCUGUUAGCUGUGCUCUUGGGGACUAGUAUGGUCAUUGGUGAUGGCAUCCUAACCCCGUCAAUGUCUGUCCUUUCCGCAGUUUAUGGCAUCAAAGUAAAGGCAGCCAGUCUACAUGAGAAUUAUACUGUAUUAAUUGCUAGUGCAAUUUUGGUGGGUUUGUUCGCGCUUCAGCAUGUUGGAACGCAUAAAGUUGGCUUUCUAUUUGCUCCAAUCCUGUUAGCUUGGUUGUUAUGCAUUAGCGGGGUUGGGAUGUACAACAUAGUGCACUGGAACCCCGACAUUGUCAAUGCUCUUUCUCCAUACUAUGCGUAUAAGUUUUUCCAAAAGACUGGAAAAGAUGGAUGGACCUCCCUUGGGGGUAUCGUCCUUUGUGUUACAGGGGCAGAGGCCAUGUUUGCUGAUCUUGGCCAUUUCUCUCAUCUUUCUAUCAGGAUUGCAUUCACUGCAGUUGUCUACCCUUGCUUGAUCCUGGCAUAUAUGGGUGAGGCUGCUUAUCUUUCUAAGCACAAACAGGACCUUCAGAGAAGCUUCUACAAAGCCAUUCCUGAGGCUGUAUUUUGGCCAGUAUUUGUAAUUGCAACUCUUGCAACAGUAGUGGGAAGUCAGGCAAUUAUCUCUGCCACUUUCUCAAUUAUCAGCCAGUGUAGAGCACUGAGAUGCUUCCCUCGUAUCAAGGUGAUUCAUACAUCAAGUCAAAUACAUGGGCAGAUUUACAUACCAGAGGUGAACUGGAUGUUGAUGGUUUUAUGCCUAGUUGUUGUAAUUGGCUUCAGAGAUACAGAUGCGAUAGGCAAUGCAUAUGGCCUUGCUGUUAUCACUGUGAUGUUUGUUACCACCUGCUUGAUGUUUCUCAUCAUUAUAAUGGUUUGGAAACGAAAUGUUCUAGCAGCGGUUGCUUUUGUAGUUGUUUUUGGAUCUGUGGAGUUCCUCUACUUUUCUGCCUGCAUUGCCAAAGUCCACAACGGGGCCUGGCUCCCUCUUGUUUUCUCCCUAGUACUCAUGUCUGUGAUGGGAAUCUGGUAUUAUGGUACUUUGAAGAAGCAUUCCUAUGAAAUACAUAACCGGGUAUCCUUGGAGACACUUCUACGCCUGGGUCUGAAUAAUGGUGUAAAUCGUAUACCUGGGAUUGUCCUAAUAUACUCUAAUGUGGUCACAGGGGUACCACCAAUGUUUGCCCACUUUGUAACCAACUUUCCCACCUUCCACCAAAUCCUCAUGUUUGUUACCAUUCAGACUCUGACAGUUCCUAAUGUUCUUCCCCAUCAGCGAUAUCUUAUCAGCCGCAUUGGCCCACCUGAGUUUCGUAUAUAUCGGUGCAUAGUCAGGCUUGGCUACAAGGAUGCUAGGCAGGAUGCUCAUUCCUUUGAGAGUAAUCUGAUCGACUCUUUGGUCAACAUCUUGUCAUGCCCUGGUGAUGAUUUCAUUGAUGGAGAGGAAACAACUGUGGAUCAGCUGCAGCAGUCUAAUCCAGUGGUGGAUGGGAUUACUGUGAGACAUGAGAAUGGAAAUGGGUUAAACCGGAGGACGGUCAGAUUUCGUGGUGGUAUAAAUAUUGAGGAACUGAAGGACCUAGCGAGGGCUAGAGAAGCUGGUGUUGCAUACAUGAUGGGCAAUGUUGGUGUGGUGGCCAGCGACGCUUCUUCGUAUUGGAAGAAGUUUGUCAUUGAUAUUGUGUAUGGCUUCUUACGACAGAACUGCCGGCGUCCUUCAACUGCGCUUGGGGUACCACACACUUCUCUCAUCGAAGUAGGGAUGGUCUAUCGUGUAUAAAAUUAGGUGAAGAAAUUUUCUUUUUUACGGCAUUAGCUUGAGUUAGGUAAUAGAAGAUUCAAAGAUGAUGUAGAGGAGUUGAAAUGGGGAAUCGAUAUCACGCUUCCUGAUCAUAGGAAAACUAAUGAUAAAUUGCUUUAUAGGAUCAAACUGACUGUUGUAGGAGACUUGCAGUAUCCUGGGUUUCAUUUGUUAGGGUUGCAACUCUCAUGAAAAGUAGAUAGAUGGAGCUGCUUUACCCAACAACGAAGAUGAAAAGUUCUUUAACACCCAAUUCUGUAUUGUCUUUUUUCCAUCUCACACCAGUAAUUAUAUCAAGAACAAAAAACUGGAAGAAAGAAAAGGUAUUUUACAAUAAAUUUGGAAAAUUAAUCACUCUUUACAUGCAGAGAAUUUAAAGGAACACAAACAAAAAAA